UGUUAUGAAACGUUUGCAAACUUUUCGAUUUCUGCAUGGAUUUUACAUACAAAAUAUUAUGUGUAUAACUUAAUUUUACUCUUUCAUGAAUUAUAUUUAUUCAAAGUAAAUACAAAAUGUCUUCUAAGUCAUCUAUUUCAUUAGGGAGUUUCUUUGUUUUUAAUUCAUCGUAUUGCCGUCAUGAAAACGAUGAGAAAAAUAAAAUAUUAUACUAUUAUCCUGCUGAAGUUGAUUUGAAUUCUAAAGUGAGAUCAGUAGGCCUUUGUGAAGCUGUUAUAAAAUUUACAAGUACAUUUGGGACAUCGCCAUGUGAAGCUUUGCAUACUCAAAAAACCAAACAAGUGUUUUUAGAACCAGAACCUGGAUUUUGGAUGGUGAUGACAUUGAAUGUACCAUGUCAACAAAAAAGUAGAGAUGGUCAGGUCUAUAUGGAAUAUUUCACAGAUGAAAUACAAGACCAUGUUUAUCAAUCUCUGUUGUUAAAAUCAUACAGAAUGUUUACGCUAAUGCAUGGGACUUUUAGUAGUAUAGUUGGUGAAGAGAAAGAAAAUGUAAUUGCUUUGAGGAAGAAGUUAAAUGAGUUUUAUGAAAAUUAUCUAAUGAAUUUAAAGUCCAGUGAUGCUGAUCUUCUGGAUAUUUUUCAAGGGAUCCAUUUUUUACCACUUGAACGCUAUUCUUUUCUCAAAAUACUUUGUUUCAUUAAUCAAGUUGAAGAAAAAUUUAGGUGUGUCAAGUAUUCAGUAUUCCUAUACAAUGAUCAGUUAGUAUGGAGUGGUUUGGAGCCAGAAGACACCCAAAUACUCUAUCAACACCUCUCUUUAGAACUGAUACCAUCUUUUAUUGACUCCGAGGUGAAAGGUGGUGUCUUUUCUCCUUCUAGAACGAGUCCCUUUGGCUCUGGAUCUCAUUUUGGAAGAUUUAUGACUGGGCCAAAAUCAGUGGAGGAUCUGUCUGGUCUACAAAAUAUUCCUAAGAUAUUUUUAAGUAAUGGCAAAAUUUGCUGUUAUCUUAUCACCUACAGAGCUCUUAAUGCUACUGUUUGUCUUCUAGUAGAAGAUACUUUUGAAUUAAAAAUUGAACUUUUCAAAAGUUUGGAUGCAGAAUUGGGUAAUCAGUUAUCUAAUUUGGCUUCUGAAGUCGGAGAGCAAUAUUCAAAAACAAUUUCCAUUUUAAAUGCAGAACAGCAGUCAAAAUUCAUGUACAUGUACUUCAACCACAUGAAUUUAGCCGAGAAAACUACUAUGCAUGCUGAUAUGAAAAGUACUGGUCAUGCCCUGAUUCCUAGUGAUAUUAUGAAACUUUUUGGGGAUUUUUAUACUGACUUGUCAAAAAUGAAAGAUUUUGGGGAAAUUAUUGGGAAGACUCUCAGUGAUUGUUGGGUUGUUGGAAAGCUAUCUGAUGAACGAGAAUUGUAUGUGAUAUUACAGCAGAAAAAUGCUAACAUUGUUGAUGUCAAUGAUGAACUUAAGAAAUUGAGUGCUUCAUAUUUUCAAAGUAUUUUCAUCAUGGACUAAUGAACAAAUUAAUGUGAUCUUUAUUGAUUGUGAUAUUUUAUCCUAUGUGAAAUUUAUUUAUGAUUAUAUUAUUAUUUAUGUCAUAUAUUUUGUUUCAUACUCUUCAGUAUAUGUUAUGCAAGAAUCUUCUGUAUUAUUAUUAUAUUUAAGUAUCU
Argiope bruennichi is the source of this 1669-nucleotide messenger RNA. It is a transcript of the gene Ccz1, whose product is annotated as vacuolar fusion protein CCZ1 homolog. NCBI's taxonomy places the organism in Eukaryota, Metazoa, Arthropoda, Arachnida, Araneae, Araneidae. Bases 117 to 1514 code for a protein of 465 amino acids. Gene Ontology annotation, biological process: vesicle-mediated transport. The record is from RefSeq and is a predicted model, not a curated record. The transcript has 13 exons. Gene Ontology annotation, cellular component: intracellular membrane-bounded organelle; Mon1-Ccz1 complex.